Purpureocillium takamizusanense is the source of this 830-nucleotide messenger RNA. RefSeq lists its product as uncharacterized. NCBI's taxonomy places the organism in Eukaryota, Fungi, Ascomycota, Sordariomycetes, Hypocreales, Ophiocordycipitaceae. The transcript has a single exon. The coding region runs from base 153 to 434 and encodes 93 amino acids. The record is from RefSeq and is a predicted model, not a curated record.
CUUUGACAACUGCGGAGCGUCGCUCCCUCAACCCCGUUGUACAAACACGACGGCAGUACUACUUUCGUACUUGGAACCAAAGGCCAAUACCAUCAUCAGCCGUCAGCCCCUUCGCACCUCCCACACUCUCGAAAGCCCUUGCAACAAAAGCCAUGUCGGUGGUGCACGAGCAGACCGUCUACGUGCUCGCGCACUACGACCACGCGGCCGGCGCGGCAACCAUCUGCGGCGUGUUCAUGGAGCUGCAGGAUGCCAACGCCGAGUGCCUGCAGCUGGCGCGGCGCGCGGGCAUCACGCUCACCAACGAGUCGUCGACGACGGGGCCCGACGGCAUGCACCUGUCGCCGGUCGAGCCGGUGCGCUGGGACGCGCCAGAGGGUGUGUCGUGCUGGGUCGAGGCGCACGAGGUGAAGCCCCCGCGCGUCCUCAAAUGAGAGGUCCGACGGCCAUCCAUGGAGCUGGCUGGCGCUGAAGGAGGAGGAGACGUGGUGGGUGGACUGCGGCUUUCGAUUCGAGAGGCCCUUGGCUCGCCGCCGUUGUGCAACAACGCACAGAGCACCACUACAUCGUCGCACAGGCAUGGGCUUGGCCGCAAGCCAAAGCCGCAAGCCACGGGACACUCACCGAGCCGUUACUAGAAUGUCUGUUGAGCCCGAGCGAUGCUGUGGACGGUGGCAGGGAGGUAACUCUGGCAAGGAGCGGCGUCUGAGCGAUGACUGAGAUGGGUGACGGGAAACCCCCCACACGCAACCGCGUCUCGUCUGCAACGACAAAGCACCAACAUGUCCGUCUCUGGGUACCUACUUCGUACCCUAGCAUAUAAAACGGUC